CGCAGCGCGGGAAGUCCGGAUCCCGAGGCGGCCGUGGCGGCGACCAGAGUAUGAGCCUGGAGCGCGAGCUGCGCCAGCUGAGCAAGGCCAAGGCCAAGGCGCAGAGAAGUGGGCAGCUGCGAGAGGAGGCCGCGCUCUGUCACCAGCUGGGGGAGCUGCUGGCCAGCCAUGGCCGCUACGCCGAGGCCCUGGAGGAACACCGGCAGGAGCUGCAGCUGCACGAGAGCGCCGCGGACGCCUUGGGCUGCGCAGUGGCCCACCGCAAGGUCGGAGAGCGCCUGGCCGAGAUGGAGGACUACUCAGCCGCACUGCAGCACCAGCAUCACUACCUGGAGCUGGCCAGCUCCUUGCCCAACCACGUCGAGCUGCAGAGGGCCUGGGCCACCAUCGGCCGCACUCACCUGGACAUCUACGACCAUGGCCAGUCAAGGGACUCUUUGCUGCAGGCUCAGGCUGCCUUUGAGAAGAGCCUGGUCAUCGUGGACGAGAAGCUGGAGGGGACAUUAUCGCAGCGAGAGCUGAGUGAGAUGAGGACCCGGCUGUACCUCAACCUCGGCCUCACCUUCGAGAGCCUGCAGCAGCCGGCCUUGUGUGACGACUUUCUGAAGAAGAGCAUCUUUCUCUCCGAGCAGAACCACCUCCAUGAGGACCUGUUCCGGGCCCGCUACAACCUUGGCACCAUCUGCUGGCGCAGGGGGCAGCACUCACAGGCUAUGCGCUGUCUGGAGGGGGCCCGGGAGUGCGCUCGCGCCAUGAAGAGGCCGUUCAUGGAGAGCGAGUGCUGCCUGGUGGUCUCCCAGAUCCUUCAAGACCUGGGGGACUUUUUGGCUGCCAAACGAGCUCUGAAGAAGGCCUACAGGCUGGGCUCCCAGAAGCCUUUGCAGAGGGCAGCCGUCUGCCAAAGCCUUAAGCAUGUGCUGGCGGUAGUCUUGCUGCAGCAGCGGCUGGAGGAUGCUGAGGGGCGAGAUCCCCAGGGCGCCAUGGCUGUCUGUGAGGAGCUAGGAGACCUGUUCUCCAAGGCAGGCGACUUCCCGCGUGCGGUCAAGGCCUACCAGAAGCAGCUGCAGCUUGCUGAGCUCCUGAACCGCCCAGGGCCCGAGCUGGCCGUCAUCCAUGUGUCACUGGCCACCACGCUGGGGGACAUGAAGGAGCACCGCCAGGCCGUGCACCACUACGAGCAGGAGCUGGGUCUGCGCAGGGGCAACACCCUUGAGGAAGCCAAAACCUGGCUCAACAUCGCACUGUCUCGGGAGGAGGCUGGCGAUGCCUAUGAGCUGCUGGUGCCGUGCUUCCAGGAGGCACUCAGCUGUGCCCAGCAGGCCCAGCGGCCCCAGCUGCAGAGGCAGGUUCUCCAGCACCUCCGUGAUGUGCAGCUGAGGCUGCAGCCCCAGGAGGCCCCUGCCACUGAGGCCAGGCUGCAAGAGCUGGGCCUGGCUGAGAAGGAGGACUCUGAGGAGGGGGACACUGAGGAAGAGGACGCCGAGGAAGAGGACGCCAAGGCCCUGGAGGCUAGCGGGCUGGAGCUCUCCGAGAGCGAGGACGACCCCGAUGGCCCGUCACUGCAGCAAGAGGACGAUGAGGAGCUGUGGGCUUGCCGCGGCCGGCGGGAUCUAAGCAAGUGGAGCCGGCGCAACGACGUGGGAGAGACCCCGCUGCACCGAGCCUGCAUUGAAGGCCAGCUGCACCGUGUCCGGAACCUCGUGAGGCAGGGCCACCCCCUGAACCCACGGGACUACUGUGGCUGGACACCCCUGCACGAAGCCUGCAACUACGGGCACCUGGAGAUCGUCCGCUUCCUGCUGGACCAGGGGGCUGCAGUGGAUGACCCGGGCGGCCAGGGGUGUGAAGGCAUCACCCCUCUGCAUGAUGCCCUCAACUGUGGCCACUUUGAGGUGGCCACACUGCUCAUCCAGCGGGGGGCGUCGGUCACCCUCCGUACAAAGAAGGGCCACAGCCCACUGGAGACACUGCAGCAGUGGGUGACGCUGUACAGCCAGGACCUGGACCUCGAGACGCGGCAGAAAGCUGGAGGCAUGGAGAGGCUGCUCCGGGCCACUGCCUCAGGCCCAGCUGCCCACAGCUCCCAGGACCCCCAGACCAGCCCAAGCCGUCAUCUGUUUGACCCUGAGACCUCUCCUCCCUUGGUCCCGUGCCCGGAACUGCCCCCUCACGUCCCCAACCAAGCAGCACCCACUGUGGCCAGGUCACGGAGGAGCAGGCACAGGCCAGUCGAUGGCAGCAGCUCAGAGAGUGAGGAUAGUGGAGGCCCUCCACGGCCCUCCUGGAAAAGGCCACGGCGCUCAGUCCCAGCACAGCAGGCUGCUCACACGCCUGGCCCUGUGGGCUGCUCCCAGGGGCCUAGCCAGCCUUGGGGCUCCAGUGGCAUUUCUGGGCCCCCAGCGGCCCUCAUCCCUGAGGAUGAGAGCCUGGCUGGGGACCGGCUGGAGUCUAGGACACCUCUGACCCACAGCUCCCAGGGCAGCAGGGAUGGCAGCAGGCUCCAUGUCUCAGGGCCAGACAGCAAGCAGUGCCCUGGCGGGCCCCAGGCCUGGCAGAGCCGCCUCACCCAUCUCAGGAGCUGGGGUGGGCUGGCCCAAGCAGGAGGCAGCAGCAUGGUCGACCCGCCCUCUGGGCGCCCCUGUGUGCCCAGGGCCUCUGAACCUAACAGGGAGGUGCCUGGGGAGACACCUGCAGCUGGCCAGCCGACGGGUCCAGUCCCACCGCUCCCCAUCCGGGUUCGGGUUCGAGUUCAGGAUCACCUGUUCCUCAUCCCUGUCCCACACGGCAGCGAGGCCCAUUCUGUGGCCUGGCUGGCUGAGCAGGCUGCCCAGCGCUACCACCAGACCUGUGGGCUGCUGCCCAGGCUCACACUGCGGAAGGAAGGGGCCCUACUGGCCCCGCAGGACCCAAUCUCCGACGUGCUGCAGAGCAAUGAGGAGGUGUUUGCGGAAGUGACUUCGUGGGACCUGGCCCCUCUGGCCGACCGCUACCGCAGGGCCUGCCAGAGCCUGGGGCAAGGGGAACAUCGGCAGGUGCUGCAGGCCGUGGAGCGGCAGGGCGCGGGCCCCUCCUUCAGUGCCUGCCUCCUGGCCCUGCGCCAGGCCCAGCUCGUGCCCCUGCUGCGGGCCCUCAAGCUGCACUCCGGGCUGCGAGAGCUGCACUUGGCAGGGAAUCGGCUGGGGGAUGGAUGUGCCCCCGAGCUGCUGGCUGCCCUGGGCACCAUGCCCAACCUGGUCCUGCUCGACCUCUCCUCCAACCACCUAGGCCCCGAGGGUCUGCGCCAGCUCACUGCAGGCCCCUUGGGCCAGGCUGCUCUGCAGAACUUGGAGGAGCUGGACCUGAGCAUGAACCCCCUGGGGGACAGCUGCGGGCAGGCACUGGCUUCCCUCCUGCGGGCCUGCCCCUUGCUCAGCACCCUGCACCUGCAGGCCUGCGGGUUUGGCCCCAGCUUUCUGAGUCACCAGGCAGCCCUGGGUAGCGCCUUCCGAGAUGCCAAGUGCCUGAAGACCCUGUCCCUGUCCUACAACACGCUGGGCACCCCCGCUCUGGACAGGGCCCUGCAGAGCCUGCCUGCCCGGGCCGUCCUGCGCCUGGAGCUCAGCUCCGUGGCAGCCAGCGAGUGUGACUCGGGCCUUGUGGAGCCCGUGGUCAGAUACCUGGCCCAGGAAGGCUGUGCCCUGGCCCACCUGAACCUGUCUGCAAACCACCUGGGUGACGUGGCUGUGAGAGACCUGAGCAGGUGUCUCCCUCUCUGCCCCUCCCUCACCUCACUGGACCUGUCUGCCAACCCCGGGAUCAGCGGCACCAGCCUGAAAGAGCUGCUGUCCAGCCUCCAGGAGCGGAUGCAGGGCCUCAGCUUCCUUGGCCUGUCAGGCUGUGCUGUGCAGGGUCCCCUGAGCCGGGGCCUCUGGGACAAGAUCUUCACACAGCUGCAGGAGCUACAGCUGAGCAACCGACACCUCUGCCCCGAGGACCGCGACCUCCUGCACCAGCUGCUGUGUAGUGGGCCGGACCCUAACGUGUGCACAGUGACCGCGGCUGCAGGCUUUUCUUCCUGUGCUUCUGACCGCCGCCCGAAACCUUAAUAAACGUGGCUGCUGCCUACAUUUUCUUGG
Molecule: messenger RNA, 4115 nt
Organism: Tupaia belangeri chinensis (Chinese tree shrew)
Lineage: Eukaryota; Metazoa; Chordata; Mammalia; Scandentia; Tupaiidae
Gene: TONSL
Product: tonsoku like, DNA repair protein
Exons: 27
Coding region: 51-4085 (1344 amino acids)
Biological process (GO): replication fork processing; double-strand break repair via homologous recombination
Cellular component (GO): nuclear replication fork
Molecular function (GO): protein binding
Source: RefSeq, a predicted model, not a curated record